This is a messenger RNA of Malassezia pachydermatis, 777 nucleotides long. RefSeq lists its product as hypothetical. The record is from RefSeq and is a predicted model, not a curated record. Gene Ontology annotation, biological process: RNA processing. The transcript has 3 exons. Bases 1 to 777 code for a protein of 258 amino acids. Gene Ontology annotation, molecular function: RNA binding. Gene Ontology annotation, cellular component: nucleolus. Lineage: Eukaryota; Fungi; Basidiomycota; Malasseziomycetes; Malasseziales; Malasseziaceae.
AUGUUGGAUGACGAAGCAGCGUUGCUAGCGGCAUCCAAGGCUGCCUAUCAGUCCCACUCCUCUUCUACGAAGACGGAAAACCGUGGUCAUACCUCUUUUACAGAUGACAAUGAUAUGAUUACUUUCGAAGCGGAAGACGCCCAGCUCCAGGAUGAUACCCCCACCUCCGCCAAACCAUCCAAGCAGAAGUUGAAUGCCAAGCAGCUAAGGAAAAAGCGAGCGGUACAAUCUGUUGAUGCAGAUGCCUCUCUUAAAGCAUUGGAGGUGAAGUCUGCCCCAGUUCGCCGUUCAUAUUCGAAAAAGGAAAUCCAAGAGCAUCGCGCCAAAUCUGCUGGGCCCGGCUGGUUCGAUAUGCCUGCCUUCCCAGGUGCCAAAUUUAGUGGUACUGGCAAAGAUACUCGUACAGAAACUGGUAAAGCAAGUUUUACUGGCGGAGAUGCUCGGGCGGCUACGGAGAAAGAAAUGCGUCGCCAGGUGACAGCUAUUCGACUGCGAAAUGCAUUGGAUCCGAAAAGAUUCUAUCGUGGUAGUGGUGGCACAGGUGCGGAAAAAGGCAUGCCUGCAUUCGCUCAACUCGGCAAAAUCGUCGGUGGUGGCUUAGAGCCAUCCAGUGUGCUCACCAGGAAACAGCGUGCUGACACUGUUGUCGGUGAACUUGUUCGUGAUGCGGAAUCAGUUUCAUACUCUAAACGCAAGUUUGGCGAACUCCAGCAAAAACGCAUGGCGCCGAACCAGAAGCGAUCCAAAACGCAGGGCAAACAGCGGCGGCGUCCAUAG